AUGAAUGCUCCGGAUCGUUUCGAUUUGUUUUACCUUCCUCCAGGUGCAAAGAAGAUGACCAUUACACCAGAUCCAAAGGUUGAAAAUGGUGCAACCUUUGAAAUCCUUAGAGAAGAUCACACAAUGGGCAAUUUGAUGCGAUA
This is a messenger RNA of Racocetra persica, 143 nucleotides long. NCBI's taxonomy places the organism in Eukaryota, Fungi, Glomeromycota, Glomeromycetes, Diversisporales, Gigasporaceae. The record is from the annotation of a GenBank genome assembly.